Molecule: messenger RNA, 612 nt
Organism: Rotaria sp. Silwood2
Lineage: Eukaryota; Metazoa; Rotifera; Eurotatoria; Philodinida; Philodinidae
Source: the annotation of a GenBank genome assembly
AUGUUACCAAAAGGAAAAACAAGCCGCUCUGCAUUAUCUCAACUUUUACUUGUUUAUUUAUCAUUAGCAUCAGAUAUGAUUGAUUUAUUAUCUAUAUUUCAAGAAGAUAAAGUUAUACGCAAUAAAGAAAUGGUUUAUUCAACUUUAGCUCUUUUUUCAUGGUCAACAUUUCAAUUUACUAUUAAUCUUGUUGGAACACGUGGAAGAAAUUUUCGUCUUGAACGUGAUUCGUCAAAUCAAGAUUUUAAUCUUACUUAUAAACAACAAUAUUUUCGUCGACAUGGAAAAAAACCAAUACAAACAAUAUGUCAUAAAAUAUGUAAUAGUGAGCUUCCAUCAAUAUUUAUAACUAUUUUAAUGCAAGAUUUACCUUUUCUCAUACUUCGUCUUAUUGCUGUUAUACAUUUUGAAGUGCAAUCCUAUACAACAAUGUUUUUCACUUGUAAAAAUUUUUUAAUUUUAUUUCUACAAUUUUAUCGUUUAUGGUCUAUUUGCAUGGAACAUAUUGGUCAUGAAGAUCACAAUGAUAUAGAUACUUUUUCAGUAUCAUCAAGAACACAAGCGUUAAGAAAACCAUUAAAUACACAGCUCAUUAAACAUGAUAUUGCAUGA